AUGGAUGCCUACAAGCACUUCCUGACUGAAGCAAUUGAAUACGCCAAGAAGCAUGCCACUGAUCGAGAUCAGAUCAGGACGAUCGCUAUGGAGAAAUUAUUUGUAUUAUUUGGAAAACAAAUUCUGACAAUCAUUCCGGGUCGAGUAUCAACUGAAGUGGAUGCAAGGUAUUGUUUGAUUAAUGCUCUUGUUUAUAAGUCGAGCAAUGAUGAACUCUUCUGCUACGCUAUUUGUCUUGUUUGUUUCGAAAGCAACUGA
This is a messenger RNA of Anisakis simplex (herring worm), 258 nucleotides long. Lineage: Eukaryota; Metazoa; Nematoda; Chromadorea; Rhabditida; Anisakidae. The record is from the annotation of a GenBank genome assembly.